Molecule: messenger RNA, 1929 nt
Organism: Pelobates fuscus (common spadefoot toad)
Lineage: Eukaryota; Metazoa; Chordata; Amphibia; Anura; Pelobatidae
Product: cytochrome P450 2C23-like
Exons: 9
Coding region: 189-1661 (490 amino acids)
Biological process (GO): epoxygenase P450 pathway; xenobiotic metabolic process
Cellular component (GO): intracellular membrane-bounded organelle; cytoplasm
Molecular function (GO): iron ion binding; oxidoreductase activity, acting on paired donors, with incorporation or reduction of molecular oxygen, reduced flavin or flavoprotein as one donor, and incorporation of one atom of oxygen; arachidonate epoxygenase activity
Source: RefSeq, a predicted model, not a curated record
UUAAAAUGGCUAAACUGGACCUAUAGCUGGGAUUUUAGCCUCAAUGUUGCCAUUUGGAUUUAAUUUGCUACAAUUUGGUGUUUAGUGAAUAACUCUGUUUAAGUGCCAUAGGGCUGGGCAAUAAAUGCUGACACAUUCAGAGUUGUUUACAAGACAAAGUCUAUGGUCCCAGUGUUCACUGAUCGGACAUGGAGCUCGCUGCGUCUUUGCUGCUCGUCUGUGCUGUCACUUUCUUGAUAUUGAUUUUUACCCGGAGCCGAAAACCCUCCAAUCUGCCCCCGGGACCCACGCCUCUGCCUCUGAUUGGGAACGUCCUGCAGCUGAAUUUUAAGGAUUUCGUGAAAUAUUUUGUGAAGAUUGGAACUAAAUAUGGUCCAGUGUCCAUGGUAUAUUUGGGACCACGACCAGUGGUCAUAUUAAAUGGUCACGAUGUGGUGAGAGAAGCUUUUUUGGACAAUGGUGAAAUAUACAGUGAUCGAGGAAGGCUUGCAUUUGCUGAAAUGCUUUUCAAUGGAUAUGGACUCCUCUUCAGUAAUGGGGAGAGGUGGAAGCAGAUGAGACGGUUUUCGCUCAGCACCCUGAGAAAUUUUGGGAUGGGGAAAAGGAGCUUAGAAGAGAGAGUACAAGAAGAAGCAAAAUGUCUGGGGGAAGAAUUCCAAAAGAAGAAAGGAGAACUAUUUGAUCCCACUUACCUUUUGAGUCUAGCUGUGUCCAACGUUAUAUGUUCAAUUGUUUUUGGGGAUCGCUUUGACUAUGAAGACAAGGAUUUCCUAGCUAUGCUGGCUUUGUUGAAGGAGACAUUCCAGAUUUUGACUUCACCAUGGGGUCAGAUCUUCAACUUAGCCCCCAACUUCUUCAAGCCCUUCCCUGGCUCCCACCAUAAACUUAUUCGGAAUUUUAACACUCUUCGAGAAUACGUGAUGGAGAAGGUGAAAAUUCAUGAGGAGACUUUGGAUGAAAACUGCCCUAGAGAUUACAUCGAUUGCUUUAUCAUCAAGAUGAAGGAGGAGAAAGAUAAUCCUAAUUCCGAGUUCAUCUAUGAGAACUUGUGCGUUAACCUGAUUCAGCUAUUUUUCGCAGGAACAGAGACCACCAGCACGACCCUGAGAUACGCAAUCCUCAUUCUCCUGAAACAUCCAGAGAUACAGAAUCAAAUACGAGACGAGAUUGAUACGGUUAUAGGGAAAGCCCGGAACCCAUCAGUCGGAGAUCGGUUAACGAUGCCAUACUUAGAUGCUGUAAUUCAUGAGAUCCAGAGAUUUGCAGAUAUUAUACCCCUUGGGCUUCCACAUGCUACAUCAAAAGAUACAAGCCUCAGAGGAUACACUAUCCCAAAGGGAACCACUGUAUUCCCCAUGUUAACCACUGUCCUGAAGGAUGAGAAAUACUUCCCGGAUGCUCAGAAGUUUGACCCGGGCCAUUUUUUAGAUGGAAAUGGUUCUGUAAAGAAGAACGAUGCUUUUAUGCCAUUUUCAAUAGGAAAGCGAAUAUGUGUUGGAGAGGGUCUGGCUCGCAUGGAGAUCUUUCUGUUCCUCUCCUACAUCCUACAAAAGUUUAAUUUGGAAUGUAACAUAAAGGCUGAAGAUAUCGAUAUCUCCCCUAUACCUUUCAGACUAAACUUCGCGCCACGACCCUAUGAGCUCUCUGUGAACCUGCGGUGACCAAACCCAGGCCAAACUGGAUCGCAGUGCUUCUAUGGGAAUUGAUUUUAGGGGCUCUGUGUCAUUUUUUUGAUAAACUUACAUGAUGAAUAAUCUGUUUUUAAAAGGUUUCUUUAGUUAUUUUGUACAGUCUCAUAGACCAUAAUGGGUUUGGAUUCUGGAAAGAUUCACGUUCAAAGUAAAGAUUUGUAUAGAUAGGGUAUUUUUCUUAAAUAGGACUUGCUGUCUUCCCCCACCACUUUACUUUUCCUACCUUUCCUCUUUUUUU